UAACUCUUCGUCGGAACUCAUCGUUGUGAAACAAAAUUUUAACAAAAAUAUUACAACAGUUGCAACCGCUCAGAACAAAUGUCAUUACUACAAUUAUUACGCAGAAACGUAGAAACAAACUCGUUAAAAAAGUCUUGGAGCAAAGAUAAAAGACUCGACAGCGCGGAGCACAGUAGUAAUUACGGGACAAAAAAAAACUCCAAAUAAAUAUCGACGAAAAGAUGGACUAGCGUGCAAAAGUAAAAUGGCGAAUCAAAAUGCACGUUUUGCAACGGCAAGUAGUCGUAGCGUCCGCUCGCUUGCUCGCUCGCGCGAACGGACGGACGGACGGACGGACGGACGGACGGACGGGGGGGGGGGGAGUAAGCGAGCUCACACGCGCGAUACGGCGUGCAAUGCACGAUUUAGCAAGACAUCGCGGACAUUGCGAGCGUCUUUGGUCGCGCGGAAGGGCGAGAGGGAGUGAAGAGAGUUGGCGCACGCAUGAUUGCUGUAAGUUUGCCGCAUGUCGACGAACCGACCAACAACCAAAGGCCGUGGAAGACGGCGACGGCGGGGUUGAUAGAUGCGGCCCUGAUUCAACAGAGAUGGGGUAGCUACAGAUCAUCUUUAAAAUAUACUAUACCUGAAGAUUAUACAGAUUAUGAGAUUACAAAGGAUCCAAACGAAUGGAAAUAUGUAGAAUGUGCACUCGGAUACAAAGUUAUACCUAAACCAAUGAUUGAAGAUACCAAACACCCAUCUGGCUAUAAACCAGCAACUGCUGUGCCUACAGACUAUCCUUAUUUUGUAGAACGUACAAAAAAUUACAUGCAGCCUGUAUAUUUAAAUAGAAAUCCUAGAGGAACCAAAAAGAUUACAAAAAUUAGUAAAAUUCAAGGAGAUAUAUGGGCGUUAGAACGUGACAUGAAACAAUAUAUAGAAGAACAAACAGGAAAGAAAAUUGCUAGUCAAAUACACGAAUUUGCAGGUGUAAUUAAAUUUAAAGGUGACUGUGUUAAUCGUGUUAAAGAAUGGAUGGGCACAAAAGGUUUCUAAAAAUUAAGAAUAUUUUAUACAUAAGAUUUACAUCAUAAAUAUAUCAAUAAACACUGAAUCUUUGUCACAAA
Monomorium pharaonis (pharaoh ant) is the source of this 1109-nucleotide messenger RNA. RefSeq names its product probable 39S ribosomal protein L49, mitochondrial (gene mRpL49). Gene Ontology annotation, molecular function: structural constituent of ribosome. The transcript has 3 exons. Gene Ontology annotation, cellular component: ribosome; mitochondrial large ribosomal subunit. The coding region runs from base 484 to 1038 and encodes 184 amino acids. The record is from RefSeq and is a predicted model, not a curated record. Lineage: Eukaryota; Metazoa; Arthropoda; Insecta; Hymenoptera; Formicidae. Gene Ontology annotation, biological process: translation.